AUCAACUUUAACAUCACUCCACUCUUCAUUCACAUAACCCUAGCACUCAUGGCAAGAGUCUUCAUGAGCUAUUGUCAUUGCUCAAAAGGAGAGGGGGGCUAUGAGGGCAAGGCGGCUACCGAUCGAUUAUUGCCGAAUCGGCGCCAGAUCAUCAUCCUUGCGAUAGGAAGUGUACGGGGACAAUCUGUCGAUGCAAUUUCAGGGACUCGCGACGGGGAUUUCACCGCUACAGUGACCCUCCAUGGACGAAGCUUUCUCAGCAUGUCCAACCUUCAGCCGCCUGGAACCAGCCAAGGGAUUUCCAAGUGCGGUGCAGAGCUUCCGGCAACCAGGCGCGACGGCUGAAGAGACGCGAAGGGAACAAGCCUUGUGUCCAAUCUGUUCGUCGGAAUUUCUAGGCAACUCCGAUUAGUGGUCAUAGCCAGAAUCCCUGGCCUUUGGAUUGGCAGCUACGGAAUCCCUUCCACUUGCGACAUGGGAGCUCUGUUCACUUAGAACGUGGGAGGCAGAGGUAUUGCAAGAGCAAUCACAUUGAUGAAAGAAAUUGCUGCUAAAACAUUGGCUAUUGAACAGACUUCAGAUAAAGGGCACAUUAAUGUCUUGUUUUCUUAAAUUCAUGUUUAUUAAUAUGUUUGAACUCAUGGUAGGCCAGCUCUCCAUGGCUCCAUGCCUCUAGCUCUCUACUUCCACCUCAUGGUUAGUGGUUCCCACGCCUCUUCAUUCGGAAAUUAGAAGUUUAGAAAUUAGAGCUUAAUUUUUUUAAACCUAAUCGAUAAUUCUUAAAUUCAUUUCUAAUUUUCCAAAUUGCGAUACUCACUGUUGUGGUGUUGUCAAAUACCUAAUUUCCUUUCUAUUAUAGUAUUAUAUUAUACCUCAAGAUAUGCUUGAAUGUGUAAAUCUGUAAAAGUUGAUUGUGGUAGUAUAUUUUGUUGAAUGUUUGGUUCAAUA
Molecule: messenger RNA, 948 nt
Organism: Cuscuta europaea
Lineage: Eukaryota; Viridiplantae; Streptophyta; Magnoliopsida; Solanales; Convolvulaceae
Source: the annotation of a GenBank genome assembly